AUGACCAGAGACCAGGAGAGAAGAAGAAACGAAAGGUUCCAGCAGCGCAGAAACCUCCGAUCCAACAGCCAGCCCAGUUCCCGUGAUCCAUCUCCUGCAGGCGCAGCUUCAGAGCUUCAUCUCCUGCCUGUGGUCGCUGGUGGCUCCAACCCAGAAGUAAGACAAGCAGUUCAAGUGAUGGCGACCGAAAUCACGAUGUUUAGGGAAGUGCUGGAUAGGGUAAAUGCCCUGGUUGAUGAAAUUCGGGAAUACAAAGAGCAGAACAAUCAACUCGAUGCACGGCUCCAGCGACAGGAAGAAAGUCUCAGGGAGAAAGAAGUUGCAGACGUGGAAACUCGGAGGAGACAAGCUGAGGAGCGUGUGGAAGAUGAGCGGCAACAGCAGGAUGCAUUGGCAGAGAGGGAUGAACAGAUCCGACAACUUCAUCAACAGCUUCAAGAAAGGAACGGGGAGCUGGAUAAUGCACGACGCCCCCAGCUAGAAAUCCAGCCAACUGAACAAGAGAGGAUGAAUGUAGGACGCCAGCAGAGGGAAGCCGUAGAUGACCGGGACCAGCAAAUUCAGCAGCUUCGGAAUCAGCUUCAGGAAAGAGAAGGUGAACUGACAGAACUUCGCCGUAACCAGAAUACGGCAACAACUCCUUCCCAGCGACAGCGUAGUACAGGAGACCUGAAUAGCAGAAUCUCCUGUGGCCGCCAUACAUCUACCCUGGCAGAUUUCCAUCUACCUCGCGAACCACCGCAACCUCUCCCACGUAGCAGAGCCCAAACUCCUGAGCCUGUGUGUCGCCUCCCAUUGCUUCAGCCUCAUCCACAACAGCAUUUGCGGCAAGUUUCACCACAGCUGCCAAUACCUGAAGUCGGAAGACGUUCUACUGACCAGAUGCCACACUGCAGGGAUUGCACUAGUCUCCGCUGCCCAUCUGCACAAACCUCCAGCACAGCCCCAGUGUCCUACGUAUUCACCAAGGAGAAGGUCCCUCUUUUUAAGGGUGAUGCAACUGCUUCGCAGCCACUUAAAAAGAACCAGGAGAUUGAGGGGUGGAUACGAGCCAUAGAGAAUGUAGUGAAACCAUCCACCUCAGAGGCCUACAUUCAAGCAGUUCGGGCCAAUUGCCGAGGGCCUGCUGAGCUGAUUAUAAACUCUCCUCUCUUUGACCACAUUAGGGAAUGGGAAACCUUCAAAGCAGCCUUACGGAGUAAAUUUCGUGGGACCUACACUGCGGCAGAUUUUUAUAAGGUCCUUUAUGAAAAUCGAAUGACACCAGGACAAGCCCCCAUGGAUUACUUCCUCCAGCUUGAAGGAAGUGUCUAUCAAGGAUACCGCGACCAUCGCGAGGCGAUCGGAGAUCCAGCAGAGCUUGUCAGGAGAAUUUUCCUUAGUGGUAUUCCAUCUUGGCUUCGGGACUUUCUUGCCCUUAAGGAGGAUGGGAGUCCAACUCAAAUUGCUGAAGCAGCUCAGCGAAUUUGGAAUUCGCGCAAUGGGAUCAGGCAUAGUGAAAGUUCCUCAUCACAAGAAUUUCAGCGCUCACCUGACCGUCCUCCACGUGUACGUGAUCACUAUGCCAUGCCUAUAUCGGUCGAUAGUCCAGUUUCGGCCUUCCCAGUAGCUGUCCAAGGAAAGUGUGCAAGCGACCAGGGCACUUUGCCAGAGACUGUCCCUUUCAACCAUGCCAGGGCGACAGUGCUCCCAGAGCCACUGGCAGAACCAGCCCGGGGAGCUACCAACACUCAAGCGGUGGCCACCAGAACAAUAGCCACAGUGACGUCUCCAGGACCUGUUGGACGACCACUCGUGGCACUCAAUGUUGAGGAAGCCACUGCUUUGUGCUUCAUCGACACAGGUUCAGAGGUGACAAUUAUCAAACCCAGGGCCCUUCGGCUGAUUGAUCCACAUGGUUUUGUACGCCAGAGGGAUGCUGCACGUCAACUCUGUGGGGUGACAGGUAAUUCCCUGGAUGCUUAUAGUGAAGUGACCCUGACCUUCUGCCUUGACACUGACCUGAAGAUACGUCAUCAAGUUACUGUGUGUGACAUCCAGUUCCCUGGUGAUAUUCUCCUAGGAAUGGACUUAUUGCGGAGAACCUCCUUCAGCCUGUCCUCCAGCCUGCAUGACUGGGCUUGCCUCACUUUGGAAGGCCGGGCCUUUUCUGUCACCUAUACUGAUGCCUGCUCGUUGCAGCUAUGCAUUGUAAAUGUAGAGAGUGGCCUGCCAAAAGUAGCAGAUCCUGAUGGGGCUAACGCUGAAUCCUUGCAUUCUUCGGUUGCUUCAAACUUGGCCAACAACCCUUUACCUGCUGCAGUACACCUCCGACAGACCACGGAGCUCCCACCACAUGCUGGGCGUUUCCUGGAGGGUACGAUUGAAAAGUCUGGCCCUAGUGAUGGUGAUAUUCUUCUGAUUCCCCAAAUUUCAGCUGUGUGCGCAUCUCCCUACCUUGUUACUACAGCCUCACAACACCGCUGCCCUGUGUGGGUAGUGAAUCACCUGGCAAGGCCUGUACGACUGACACAGGGAACACGUUUGGGGACGGUAACAUCAGUGAAUGAAAUAUACACAACCAAGACAUCACACGCUGUGCCACCGAAUCCAGUCAUUGCUGGGAACACGGACUCCAUCAAGACUGAUUUUUGGGAAGACAGUGAAGAGGCUGCAGACUUUAGCUGGGAGGAAGAUCAUUUUGAUCAGAUUUAUGGACUGGAAGACUUUGGGUAUGAAGAUGACCAGGAUCUAUUUCCAGCAGAAUUACCCCCUUCAUUUGCACUUGCUGCAGUUGAAACAGCUGAAGCUUUGGAGGACCUAAUACAUCCGGGCCUAAAUGAAUUUGAAGCAUGUCUACAACACUUGGAAGAGGCCCAGCGCACAGAGCUACAGACACUCCUUCAUCGUUACUCAGAACUUUUUGAUGGCGGGGAAGAAGCAGUUGGCCACAUUCCAGGUGUUCAACAUCGGAUCAACACUGGUGAUGCUAACCCUGUGUGUACUCGACAGUGGCGGCUCCCUCAAGUGACCCGAAGCAUCAUUCGGGACCAAUGUAACUCUAUGCUAAGGCAAGGAGUAAUUGAGCCUUCAACAUCACCAUGGCUCAGCCCCGUGGUGUUAGUAAAAAAGAAGAAUGGAUCGCUGCGGUUUUGUGUAGACUACCGUAAUCUAAAUACAGUCACCACAGCUGAUACAUAUCCGCUACCUCGCAUAGAGGAACUCAUAGACGAGUUGGGUCCAACAGAUACUUUCACCACACUGGAUGCCAAGGCAGCAUACUGGAGUGUAGAGGUCCAUCCAGAGGACAGACCAAAAACUGCCUUCAGUGAUGGAUAUAGACUUUUUCAGUUCUGUAGACUCCCAUUUGGUCUCAGCACAGCCCCAACAACCUUCCAACGAACUAUGAACAUCGUCCUUUCCUCAGUCUUAGGGCGCCAUACCUUAGCUUAUCUGGAUGACAUCAUCAUAUAUUCAAGAGGCUUUUCACAACAUCUGAUAGACCUUGAGGAAACACUGAAGCUUCUCUCUGCAGCUGGAUUGAAGUUGAACUCUGAGAAGUGUAGCUUUGCUACAACCACCAUCAAUUUCUUGGGAUUCACUAUAACUCCUGAAGGUGUCCAACCAGACCGUAAUAAGGUUACUGCCAUUUCUGAGACUCCUGUGCCGCAAACUGUAAAGGAAGUUCGUCGUUUUCUUGGUGCUACAGGUUUUUUCAGAAAACAUAUCCAAGGAUAUGCAACCCUAGCUGCUCCUUUGCAUCUUCUUCUAAAGAAGGGUCAACCUUGGGAAUGGGGUAUAGAUCAGCAGCAGGCCUUUGAUAACCUGAAAGAAAGUCUUGUUUCUGCACCAGUUCUCCAACAACCUGACUUCUCCAAACCAUUUGAGUUGCACACUGAUGCCAGUAGCCUUGCUGUAGGAGCUGUACUUAUCCAGAGAGAUGCGGAUGGAACACCUCAUGCUAUAGCUUACUAUAGCCGGAAGUUGCGAGAUCCAGAAAGCCGGUAUCCUGCAAUAGACUGUGAAGCCCUUGCUGUUGUCGAAGGUGUUCGUGUCUUCGACUCGUAUCUUUAUGGUCGAAAGUUUAUCAUCUUUACCGACCACCGACCACUCGUCUAUGUUUUCAAGCGCCGUACUAAGUCACCGAGAAUGACUAGGUAUGCUCACGACUUAUCUUUCUACGACUUUGAGAUUCGAUACAAAGAAGGACCCACAAAUCAUGUGCCUGACCUGCUGUCACGCCAUAUUGCUGCUCUAGAUGUUAAUGUCUUGUCUCCAGAAAAGUUAGCAAUUGAACAAGGUAAGGAUCCAAAGCUGCAAGACCUCUUAGCUUAUCUCCGGGAUGGAACUGUUCCAAAACGGAAAAUGCCACUCCCACUCUCAGACUUUGAGCUAAAGGAUGGAGUUCUCUAUCGGCUGCUACACCUUCCUGAUAAGAUUUUAUACCAGGUAUUUGUUCCGGAAACUCUCCAUCACUCAGCACUGAAGGCAGCUCAUGAGCCACCCCUUGCGAUGCACCCUGGAAUCCAUCGGACCUACCACAAUCUCCGCAGUAUGUUUUAUUGGCCAAACAUGUUACGUGACACCCGUCGUUAUGUGGAACAUUGCCUUUCAUGUCAGCAAGCACGAGGGGUUGCCCAGAGGGUUCCUAUGGCUGAAGCCCCAUUGGCCCUUUACCCUUUAGAAAGAGUCUCCAUGGACAUUUUGGACCUGAGUCAAGCACCGAUGAGAUGGGCACUUACCAUCAUAGAUCAGCACACACGUUUUAUGCAGGUGAUCCCACUCAAAGAUAUUACAGCUUCUAGAGUUCAUCGGGUCUUUCUUGAUUACUGGGUGACAUACUUUGGCCCACCUCGAGUCAUUCAGACAGACAAUGGUCGUCAGUUCAUUUCUCAGGUGUUUGCAGAGUUGGUAGAGAUUUUGCGAGCCACUCAUCAUUUCACCAUUAGGUAUCAUCCGCAAGCAAACGGUCUUGUUGAAAGGACCAAUCGUGUAGUGAAGGCUGCCCUUCGUGCUGUUGUUGGUGAACACCCUGGAAAUUGGCACAAAUAUGUACCAGAGUUGCGACUUGCUCUCAACUCUGCCAUUCACCGGACUACUGGUGAACAGCCCUUAUACUUGCUCACUGGAAGGCACGGAUACUUUCCUGUGGGUUUGACAAACGAAGCAGUUUUUGAUGAGAACACCACCUUUCAACAGCGACUGAAGACUGCUCGCCGUGCAGCUAUUGAAGCUUCCAAGAAUGCUCGGGAAGUCUAUGGAAAGUCUUACAAUCAGCGUGCAAAAGGAAGCUUUACCCCGGAAGAGGGCCACUUAGUCUGGUAUAAAGAGAUGGUGCCUCGUCCACUAGGACCAAAAUGGCGUGGACCUGCUCGCAUCUGCAAGCGACUGGGCCCUGUUUCAUUUGAAGUUCAGCACCUGGAUUCUGGCAAGGUUCUCCGCGCCCAUCUUAACCAUCUGAGACCUUACAAAUCAUCAGAAGAACUUGCUUAUGCUGAUGUUGAAGAGGAUCCUGAUGAGCUUCCUGAAGAUAAUGAUCCAUGGGUAGCAAUUCUCACGUCAUGUGUUUGGGAUCCUGGUAUUCAUGCUGUUAUCAUUUUGUUUGGGAUCUUGUCGGCGGUAACAGAAUCUUUGCAUGGUGUCACAAGCUGCAUGUUAGAUAAUAUAAGGACUCUGCUUUCCAUGAGUCAUUGGCCUUGUGCCACAUGGAUGUUGAGAUUGCUGUUAGAGGUACUUUCAGAGAUGUUAGGGACUUUACUUUCCAUGCGUUAAUGGCCUUGUGCCACAUGGGAGUAGAGAGUGCCGUUCCUAAGAAGUUAGGGUCUCUACUUUUUGUGCGCCAUUGGCCUUGGGCCACACGGAAGUAGAGGUUGCUGUUAAACGUAAUUGACGCUACUGCACACUGCGUCACCUGCAGAUAAUGCUGUCCUCAUGUAAUACUACAGUUCCCCUAGCAUGGACGAGUGACUCAGUGGUGCUUCUCUAGGUGAACUAUUUGGAUGUUUUCAUAUUGCAGUUUCGUGAGUAUGAGAUCACAUUUUUACUCUGUUGUCCGCUCCACUUGAAAUAUCAGGACUCAGGCUUGCUUCUCUUUUCAGGUCUCCGCUGACUGCUUCGACCCCGAGCGGGGGGAGGAAUCUGUAAGGAACCUUCUCAUU
Molecule: messenger RNA, 6137 nt
Organism: Penaeus chinensis
Lineage: Eukaryota; Metazoa; Arthropoda; Malacostraca; Decapoda; Penaeidae
Exons: 3
Coding region: 1-5751 (1916 amino acids)
Biological process (GO): DNA integration
Molecular function (GO): nucleic acid binding
Source: RefSeq, a predicted model, not a curated record